UAAGAAUUGACAUAAUUAUAUUAUUUUAUAAAAUGAAUAAUAAAAACAAACAAGCAAAAUGACUUAAAUCUGAUCAUGUGAAUAAUAUUUUAGAAGAUAAAUGGAAAACAAAAGAAAUAUAAAAUACACUUAUUCAUUGCACACAAGCCCAAUCUCACUGGACAGGCCCAAAAAGGUAGCAACCUUAAACCCUUGUAGUGUUGGACUGAACCCCAUUCUUUCACCUGAGUCUCUCCGGCUACAUAGUGGGCCAGCUCUAUUUCUCCGGGAGAAAGGCGAAUCCAUGUCGAAGUGGUGGCGUUCGGUGGCUGCAGCCGGGCACGGCUUAAGAAACGCGACGGAGGCGGCGAGCCGACGGUCGUAUUUCACCAUUCAGGCUAUCCCAAGAGAGGCAACAGGGAGCGGAGUUUCCUCUAGGGACCGAGCACAGGGCCGGAUCCCCGCCGUCGUCUUCUCGCAGAAUUACGUCCUAACAAACCCUAACGACACGAAAUCAAUCGCCGCGACGGCCGCCGUCUCCCGGAAACGCCUUCUUACAACCGAGAGAAAGCAGAUCAAGACCAUCAUUGAUUCCAUCGAACUCCCGUUCUUUUGCUCCACGACAUUUCCGUUGCAGAUCCGGGCCGGGUCGGGCUCAUCAUGUUUGCUAGAAUCCGGGAGAGUACUUCCCAUCAAGAUUCACACACACAAAGAGACUGGGAAGAUACUGAAUUUGGUCUUUGUGUGGGCUGAAGAUGGAUCCAAAUUGAAGGUGGAUAUCCCUGUUGUUUUAAAAGGAGAAGACAUCUGCCCUGGUGUGAAGAAAGGUGGUCAUCUAAACAAGGCGAGAAAAAGUUUGAGGUUCUUAUGCCCGGCAGAGAAAAUUCCUCAAAAGAUAGAGGUGGAUGUGAGCAAUCUUGAUAUUGGCGACAAAGUACUGAUGCAAGACAUCAGUAUUGACCCAGAUUUGGAGCUUCUGAGCACAUACCCUGAGAUGCCUGUAUGUAACAUUCGAGCUACUUAUUCUGACAAAAAGUCCAAAACUGCCCCCGUUGUAUGAUCUCCUGAAACAGCAGUUGCAGCGUCUAGGUAAUCUUUCAAAAAAGCUGCUCUAUCUUUUACAAUACCAUCAAGAUCCUGUUGGAGCCUUUAUGCAGCAGUGAUGCUUAGGCAAGGUCUCGUCCACCGCACGGCGCUCUUUACCGUUUAGUAGUAUUACACGUCGUGCUUCGCACAAGUUUGGAUUAUUUGUGGGUGUUGUUUGUACUUUUGAAGUAUGGGGUAAAAUGAUUUGCUUGAGUUAUAGUUUGAAGAUGUCUGUUAAGUAUUAUAAGUGAAACAUUUAGGAUGAGGGCGCAAAUAUGUGUUUUUUGAAAAGGUUUCAAAUAAGGUGGAAUAAGAUAAGGUGAUGAGA
This is a messenger RNA of Cuscuta campestris, 1393 nucleotides long. NCBI's taxonomy places the organism in Eukaryota, Viridiplantae, Streptophyta, Magnoliopsida, Solanales, Convolvulaceae. The record is from the annotation of a GenBank genome assembly.